Eriocheir sinensis (Chinese mitten crab) is the source of this 2813-nucleotide messenger RNA. RefSeq lists its product as uncharacterized. NCBI's taxonomy places the organism in Eukaryota, Metazoa, Arthropoda, Malacostraca, Decapoda, Varunidae. The transcript has 6 exons. The coding region runs from base 115 to 1254 and encodes 379 amino acids. The record is from RefSeq and is a predicted model, not a curated record. Gene Ontology annotation, molecular function: 8-oxo-dGDP phosphatase activity.
GCGCGCGGGGCCCCAGUCGGAAGCGAGCUCUCAGAGAAGGAGGUUGGACGUUUGUAUACCCGUUCAGCGUGACUGGGAACGUUUUAUUUAGUAUUUUAUUGACCUAGUGUUAUAAUGAUCGUGAAGAGUGACGAGGAGACGAUAGAGAACGGCCGAGGAGAGGAGAUGAACGGCAUGUCUGGCUGUUCACCACUGAUGCACCUUCUAAGAAAAUGCAAUUCGUUCUUCAUGCAAGGUCUGGUCAGCGCGCAGGGGGAGUGCCGCCCCCUAGUGGUGUGCGGGCGUCAGGUGGGCGUGGUGCGGCCCGACGUGGCGAUGUGCCUGAUGGAGUACCCGCAGGUGUUCACGCCCUCGUCCGGAGCAUUCGUUCUUAAUCCACAGCUGGACACGUACGGCAAGCGGACCAGCGCCGUUGACCUGGUGCUGCGUGACCUCAGGAGUAAGGACGUACUGCGCGCGCUCCGGGGUUGGCGGGACGAGGCCUUCUGUGUGUGGGCAGACUUCGGGCAUGGGGAACCUUUGCUGGAAGUGGAGCGAUCAGCUGUCACUGCCUUGGGUAUCCGCGCCUUCGGUACCCACAUCACGGGGUACACACGGUCCCAAGAAGACGGGCUGCUGAGGAUAUGGGUACAGAAGCGGGCCCUGGACAAGCCUACGUACCCUGGCAUGAUGGAUUCGCUAGUGGGGGGCGGCAUCACGGCUGGACUUACCCCGAGGCAGGUCAUGCUGAAGGAGGCUCACGAGGAAGCUGGUAUCCCCGAGUCCCUUGCCAACACUGCGGCCUCUGUGGGAACUGUCUCGUUCUUCACGGAGUCGGAGCGCGGUCUUCACGCCAACACCGAGUUCGUCUACGAUUUGGAACUCCCGCCGGACUUCGUGCCUCGGAACAUGGAUGGCGAGGUGGACAGCUUUGAGGCCGUGACCGUAGAGGAAUUCCUCGCCCGUGUGACCUCUGCGAAGUACAAGUUGACCUCGGUACCAGUGGCUCUCGACUUCUUGGUUCGACGAGGUGUGGUCACGCCGGACACGGAGCCACAGUACCCCGCCCUUAUGGAACUGUUACACCUCCCCCUACACCACCUCUACACAACCUGGCCACAUCCCCAGCCACAUCCUAGCACCUCAGCCCUCGCAGCAACCCCGAUCUCAUCAUCUUCGUCUCCCGCAUCGAUCUCCACUUCGACUCCGCCUUCUUCUUCUGCGCCUUCUGCGGCCAACAACCUUUCCUCUCCUCUGUUAGUUAGUGAAGUUUAGUAAGGCUAGGUGUGUGUGUGUGUGUGUGUGUGUAUGUGAAUGCGUUUUGUAUUAGAAGUGAAGAAAGAGGGGGAGGAGGAAGAGGAGGAACAAAAAGGAGGGGAAGAACGUUAGAAGAAGGAGGAAGAUAAAUGAAAGAGAGAAAGAUAAGGAGGAGAAAGAAGACAGAAGAACAUGAGAAGAAGAAGAAGAAGAAGCAGAAGUAGAAGAAGAAAUGAAAUAAUUAAAGAAGACAUGAAAUGAAAAUAAAGAAAAGAAGAAACACAAAAUACGCAAAGAAGAAGAAAAAAAGGAAGAAAGAGAUAAAAAGAAGAAAAGGAAAAGGAGGGGAAAAAGAGGAAGAAAAAGAAAACCACAAAUAAGAAUGAGAAGGAAAGAAGGGAAAGAAGAAAAGGAAGGAGAGAAGGAAAACAAAACAAGAAGAAAAAGAAGAGGAGAAGGAGGAAUAUAAUUAAAGCACAAUAAUUAAUAGAAAGAAAAGCACAAAAAAAAAGAAUGAGAAGGAAAAUGCGACGAAAAAGGAAGAAUAUAAAGACAAGACUUACAGAUUUAAUCCUAAUCAAAUACUAAUUCUGUUUGUGUGUUCGUUCGUUCGUUCGUCGGUUGUGAACAGUGAUUUCUCGAACGUUGACAAAAGACCGAACGUUUGUAGAGAUUUUAAAACACAUGGAAUUAGAAUAAGAAUAUGCUUUUUAUUGUUAUUUUCUUCUUUUCUUCUAUUUCAAUUCGUCUUCUUCUUCCUCCUUCUCCUCCUCCUCCUACUCCUCCUCCUCCUCCUGCUACUACUACUACUGCUACUGCUACCAUUAAGUUUUACACAUAUAGUAUUUUUGUAUAGAUAUUUAAGUGAGAGAGAGAGAGAGAGAGAGAGAGAGAGAGAGAGAGAGAGAUAACCAUUCGUAUAUAUACAUAGAAAUCUUUUUAUCUAUAGUAUUAUAUUAUGCAGAUUAUGUAAAGAAUUUAUUAUAUAUAUACAGAUAGAGACGUGUGUGUGUGUGUGUGUGUGUGUGUGUGUGUGUGUGUGUGUGUGUGUGUGUGAGUGUGUCCAACUACACUAUCUCAAGUUGUAUUAAUAGAUUUAUCAUAACGGCAGGUUCCGAUAUACAGUAUUAUACCUACUACUACUACUACUACUACUACUACUAUAUGUAACUACCAUUUCUACUACUACUAUUACUACUACUACUACUACUAUAUGUAACUACCAUUUCUACUACUACUAUUACUACUACUACUACUACUUCAUCUAUUACUACUACUACUACUACAACUACUACUACUACUACUACUACUACAUAAACAGUUAAUGAGCUCUCUAUAAAUAUUAAUAUCAUUGCUGUUAGUGUUGUUGUUUGUUAAUGUCAUGUGUGUGUGUGUGUGUGUGUGUGUGUGUGUGUGUGUUACAAUGAACACAAAUACUAUUACGAGUUGGUUCCAAUUCUACUAUUAUUAUUAUUAUUAUUAUUUUUAUUAGUAUAGUCUAUUUUUAUAUGUAUACGAGAGAGAGAGAGAGAGAGAGAGAGAGAGAGAGAGAGAGAGAGAGAGAGAGAGAGAGAGAC